CUAAGAACCUCUACAAUGCAUGUUCUCAUAAGUUACGCAGAAAAGAAAUCAACUGAUGGAGAAGAAGAAAAGCUAAGCCAAGAAUGCAAGGAACUUCUUCUUUCUCUUCCCAAAGAAAAAGGGUGGCGAACCCAUCAUCUCUACAAGUACCAAGGCUUUUGGUGCCAGCCAAGGGAGAUCCAAUCCAUAAUCUCUUUUCAAAAGCACUUUCAAGCAAGCGAUACUGAUGUAGUAUUAGCCUCCAUACCAAAAUCAGGCACCACAUGGUUGAAAGCCUUGGCUUUUGCCAUCGUGAAUCGAAAGCGUUUUGCUAUUUCAAACAUUAACCAUCCUUUGCUUACAUCCAACCCCCACGAUCUUGUACCAUUCUUUGAAUACAAGAUCUAUGCAAACAACCAGCUUCCUGACCUCUCCAAACUUCCAGAGCCUAGGCUUUUUGGCACUCAUAUUCCAUUUGCUUCCUUACCUAACUCCAUCAAGAAAUCUAGCUGUCGGGUGGUUUAUAUCAGCAGAAACCCGUUUGACACUUUCAUCUCCUCGUGGCAUUUCAUUAACAAAAUAAAGCCACGAUCUAUAGCCCCAAUGUCACUAGACGAAGCCUUUGAAAUGUACUGCAAGGGGGUCAUUGGGUUUGGUCCCUUUUGGGAACACAUGUUGGGCUACUGGAAGGAGAGCACAGACAGACCUCAUAAGAUAUUGUUCUUGAAGUACGAGGACAUGAAAGAAGAUAUCAGUUCUUGCUUGAAAAAAUUAGCAGAGUUCAUGGGGUUCCCAUUUUCUUUGGAGGAGGAGAGAGGUGGGAUUAUUGAAAAGAUUGCAAAGCUGUGUAGUUUUGAGAAUAUGAAGGAUUUGGAGGUAAACAAAUCUGGCAAGUCUAUAAAGAACUUCGAAAACAAGAACUUGUUUAGAAAGGGUGAUGUGGGAGAUUGGGUGAACUAUCUCUCGCCAAGGCAGGUGGAGCAAUUAACCAAAGUCGUGGAGGAGAAGUUAGGCGGUUCUGGUUUGUCGUUUAAGGUGUUUUCUUAAUAAGUACCACUACAAGCAUUAAUACAUGUGGUCACGUUAAUUGUGCUAAUUUAUAUAUGUGUGUGUAUGUGCGCCAGCGUGCAUCCUUAUGUGUGAGAGAUAUUUCUAGCUAGCUACCUGAUCACCUGUACUGUUGGACAGAAUAGGGUGAUGAUCAUAUUAUAUAUAAGAUAUCGUUCCAAUAAAUAUUUUAUGAUAUGCUGAUAUUCAAACAAUGUAGUGAGUGAUCUUCGCAUGCAUAUAUAUAAAAGAAUUUCAGUUUUUUACAGUAUAAUUAAAUUUAAAGAUUUCAGGAGGUUCUUCAAUAA
Carya illinoinensis is the source of this 1334-nucleotide messenger RNA. Its product is annotated as cytosolic sulfotransferase 15-like. The coding region runs from base 16 to 1026 and encodes 336 amino acids. The transcript has a single exon. Gene Ontology annotation, biological process: sulfation. NCBI's taxonomy places the organism in Eukaryota, Viridiplantae, Streptophyta, Magnoliopsida, Fagales, Juglandaceae. Gene Ontology annotation, cellular component: cytoplasm. The record is from RefSeq and is a predicted model, not a curated record. Gene Ontology annotation, molecular function: sulfotransferase activity.